GUUAGCCAGGAUGGUCUCCAUCUCCUGACCUCGUGAUCCACCCGCCUCGGCCUCCCAAAGUGCUGGGAUUACAGGCAUGAGCCACCACACCUGGCCUUAUUCAUUGACUUCUAGCACAAUUAUAUGAUCAGAAACAUGCUGUGUGAUUUGAUUCCUCUGAAAUAUAUUGAGAUUUGCUGGAACAAAAUAAGUUAGGUUAAUUUUUGUAAAUGUGCCAUGCAUGCUUAAAAUGAAUGUAUCUACAACAUUUGUUCCUGAGAUACAGGUUGAUGGAUGGAUGGCUACAUGGAUGUGAUGGAGAUGGUUACUCUUGGGACCUUCCACAUCCUACUGAUGUUUAGUUGCUUAGGAUAUGAAUGGAUGAGCGGGGACUGUAAAACCUCUCACUCUGCUUGGGUAUGAGGUUCUUCCUGUCGUCCCGCCAUCUUGUUUUUUACGUUUUGCCUCCAGGUUUGACCUUGAGGAAUCCUGGGAGCUCAGGAAGGAAGCAGCGCCCAGAAGCAGGGACAGGGAGCUGGUUGGGGAGGACUAGAAAUCAGAAGGGCGCCCUGAGAGGACCGGGACAUGCGGGUGCGGUGGCUGCUCUUUUGGCUCCUCCUGCUGGGAUUUUUCAGCCAUCAGUCAAACUAUAUUCAGGACCUCAUUCGGUUCCCAUGAGGAGCAGCCACUGCAUCCCAGCUGGAAACACAGAGAAGACAAAGGUCAGUAUGGUUGCAGGGAAGCAUGAUCAUUCCUCAGGAUUGGCCUACUACCCGCCCUACCUCAUGGCUGAACCUUUAAGACAAUGGAUGGCCCACCAGCUGCCUCCUCCAUCUCAGUAUCAUCUGGGAGCUCAACCACUUCCAUCAGCUAAAGGUUUUCUGGGACCUCCGACUAUUUCUCAACUCAAGUGUCCCCUAGGACCUGAAGAACCUUCUACAACUGAUGAUUUUCUGAGACAACAGACACCUCCAUUCGAGUGUCCCCUGGGACCUCUACCACAUUCUCCAGCUGAUGAUUGUCUGAAACCACAGACACUUCCCCUUGAGUGUCUUCCGGUACCUCUUCCACCUUCUCCACCUGAUGAUUUUCUGAGACCACAGACUCCUCCAGUCGACUGUCCCCUGGGACCUCGACCAUUUUCUCCAGCUGAUGACUUUCAGAGCCUGCAGACACCUCCAGAGUGUCUUCUGGUACCUCUUCCACCUUCUCCACCUGAUGAUUUUCUGACACUGCAGACACCUCCCGAGUGUCUUCUGGUACCUCUUCCACCUUCUCCACCUGAUGAUUUUCUGAGCCUGCAGACGCCUCCCGAGUGUCUUCUGGUACCUCUUCCACCUUCUCCACCUGAUGAUUUUCUGAGCCUGCAGACGCCUCCCGAGUGUCUUCUGGUACCUCUUCCACCUUCUCCACCUGAUGAUUUUCUGAGCCUGCAGACGCCUCCCGAGUGUCUUCUGGUACCUCUUCCACCUUCUCCACCUGAUGAUUUUCUGAGCCUGCAGACGCCUCCCGAGUGUCUUCUGGUGCCUCUUCCACCUUCUCCACCUGAUGAUUUUCUGAGCCUGCAGACGCCUCCCGAGUGUCUUCUGGUGCCUCUUCCACCUUCUCCACCUGAUGAUUUUCUGAGCCUGCAGACGCCUCCCGAGUGUCUUCUGGUACCUCUUCCACCUUCUCCAGUUGAUGAUUUUCUGAGACCACAGACACCUCCCAUUGAGUGUCCCCUGGGACCUCGACAAUUUUCUCCAGCUGAUGAUUUUCUGAGACUGCAGAUACCUCCUGAGUGUCUUCGGGCACCUCUUCCACCUUCUCCAGCUGAUGAGUUUCUAAGACCACGUCCCACAGACUGUCCCCUGGGACCUCGCCCAUUUUCUCCAGCUGAUGACUCUCUGACACUGCAGACACCUCCCGAGUGUCUUCUGGUACCUCUUCCACCUUCUCCAGUUGAUGAUUUUCUAAGACCACAGACCCCUCCAGUUGACUGUCCCCUGGGACCUCAACCAUUUUCUCCAGCUAAUGAUUUUCUGAGACCACAGACACCUCCCCUCGAGUGUGUUCUGGCACCUCAACCACUGUGUCCAGGGGAUGAUUUUCUGAGACCACAGACGCCUGCAGUUCAGUGUUCCCUGGGACACCUACCAGUUUCUCAAGCCGAUGAUUUUCUGGGACCACAGACACGUCUCCUGAAGUGUCUUCCGGUACUCUUUCGCCUUCUCCAGUUGACGGUUUUCUUCAACGACAGACACUUCCAAUCUCGUGUUCCCUGGAACCUGUACUAUUUUCUCUAGGUCAUUAUUUUCUGUCUUUCGUUUGUUUUAUUUUGUUUUUGUUGGUGUUUUUACUUUUUUAAGUAAAAUACAUAAUUCUUUGACUUCUUAAUGCAAUAAAAGAAAUUAACAUCUUGUACACAGAAGACUAGGAAAGGGAAAACUACUUACUUCUGAAAAUGCAGUAAUUUAAUCCUAUUUGUACCUGUCCACAUGAAAGUAAUGUUUAACAUGUUUUGAAUUUAAUUUUACUGGUGGGGCUUUACAAUGUAAUUCUUCGGAGUAAUAGUUUCAUUCAUUUUCAGGUUAGCUGACUGUAGGAUUAAUUAACACAAGGCACAGUAGCCAUCUUUGUCAUUAUGUUGCAACACUCACCACGUGCCUCGAUAAAAUGGCUGAUUUAACAAGAUGAUGGCAACAGGAAGGGGAGACUUUGGAUUGUCUAUUUAAAAUCUAGGUAAUAAGUAAUUAAUAAAAAAUCUAUCUUAAGUACACCUUCACAUGCUAUUUGUUUAUAAUAAACAAGAAACUUCCUAACUUUGUUGCAGUAGGCUUGACUAGCAUUUCAUUUUACCAACUGCGCUUUCCCCAGUACGCUUAAAAUAACAGCAAGAACAAAAAUCCCUGUCCUUUCGUAUACUAAGAAAGAGGAUUGGCUACUGAAACAGUUCACUGCAAGACACACGAAGACGACAUACUGUGGCAUGAGUUUUUAAUUUGUUGUGCUGUUACUGAAGUUCUGAGGGCUGCAGUUAAAACAUUCCAGUUUCUCCCUUCCAUCUUUAUUGAUUCUCAAGAUUUUGCACAGAAAACUCUCUAGGGGCUAGAACAGUAGUAAUUGUAUCACACUGUUUUCAAGACUUCAAGUUUCAAAAGCAAAUCAUUAAAAAAAAAAUACAGUUCCUGAUUUGAUUUAGAUACAGGGAUAAAAAGUAGCCCAGGCUUGAAGGUUACAUUGCUACAAAUGGUGGCAAUAUUUUCCUUGGGAGAGUAGUUCUGUUGGCAUUUAUUUUUUAAAUACUCAAAACGCUCAACCUCAAGCAGUAAUAAACACAAGCAAAAGUGAUUUUACCCUUAAAAUAAAUAUUCAGAAAAACCUCUGUGUAUAUACAAGUGAAGAAAUAUGUAACCUCUGUAUAUACAAGUGAAAAAAUAUGUAACACUUUCACACACAAAAUAUAAUAAUAAUAAAGGAUUUGUUCAUCUAUGUAGCUGAAAUCUGCUAUUCCAUCCCACAUGCCCCCAGUAAAGAACGGAGGCACAGACAUAGGUGACUACUGUGGUUCACUAACUUACAGCAUUUUUGUACUGGGACACUAUCACCACCAAAAAUUUAUCCCUCGUUAUAUUUUUAAAAUUUUAUAUUUUUUCUUCCUUGUUUCAUUUUGUUUU
Molecule: messenger RNA, 3635 nt
Organism: Rhinopithecus roxellana (golden snub-nosed monkey)
Lineage: Eukaryota; Metazoa; Chordata; Mammalia; Primates; Cercopithecidae
Product: nuclear pore complex-interacting protein family member B13-like
Cellular component (GO): nucleoplasm
Source: RefSeq, a predicted model, not a curated record